AUGUCGUCAAACCAGGGAAUGAUGCCUAUUGCGGGUGGGGUCCCGAUCGAACUCAAUGUCUACGAUCUUCAGCACCCCGACAACCCGGACGCCGUGCCCGCCAUUAACUGGUAUCUAUACGGCGUCGGCUUGGGGCUUUAUCACUCGGGCGUCUCCAUUUACGGCACUGACUAUUGCUACGGCGGACACGCCGAUGACGACACAGGCGUCUUUGAAGUCGUCCCGCUGAAGGCUCCUGAUGCGAAGUUUAGGCAGACAGUCUUUGUAGGGAGGACCAGUCUUGACCCGCAGCAGGUGUCAGAGCUUGUCAAGGCCAUGGCCCACGUGUGGAGUGGCAACUCAUGUAACGUAUUAACGCGAUCCUCAACUGCCUGCUCGGACGUGAGCAUUGCGCACUGCGACCUCAAGCCGGAGAACGUGCUGUUGCGACACCCGCAGCGCAGCGCGAUCAAGGCGGUGGACUUUGACGCAAGCUGUCGCAUCAGCGAGAGCAUGUCUACGUAUGUACAGUCACGUUUCUACCGCGCGCCUGAAGUGAUCCUCGGGAAACUAUACGGGACGCAGGUGGACGUGUGGAGCUUGGGGUGCAUGCUGAUCGAGCUCCACAAGGGGUACCCGCUGUUCGCGGGCAAGGACAAAGCGCAUCAGAUGGCGAUCAUUGCGGAGAGGCUGGGGAUGCCGCUAGAAGAGAUGUUGCUAGCAGGGCGCAAAACGAGCCUGUUAUUCGAGCAGGACAGCGUAACGGGCCGAUGGCGCAUGCAGCCGGAGGCGUGCCCGUCCGGGGAAGCGGUGAUCCCGGGUUCCAAGUCGACCGACGGUUUCGUGGACAUUGACAUGGGAGCCAGCAACGGACGGCGGAGGACUACUCGAUGUUCCUGGGACUAG
Messenger RNA from Chondrus crispus (carragheen), 885 nucleotides. Its product is annotated as Putative serine/threonine protein kinase. Gene Ontology annotation, molecular function: protein serine/threonine kinase activity; peptidase activity; ATP binding. The record is from RefSeq and is a predicted model, not a curated record. Bases 1 to 885 code for a protein of 294 amino acids. The transcript has 2 exons. NCBI's taxonomy places the organism in Eukaryota, Rhodophyta, Florideophyceae, Gigartinales, Gigartinaceae. Gene Ontology annotation, biological process: peptidyl-serine phosphorylation; peptidyl-threonine phosphorylation.